AUGGCGGCGGCGGCGGCUGUCGUCCCUGAGGCGAUGGCGGCGGCGAGGGAGCCGCCGUGGCAGUGGGAUCGGAGGCCCGGGCUGGGCCUCACCGACAGGCAGGCGGGCUCCGUGCUGGAGCUGAAGGCCGCCGCAGACCACCCGCCCGUGCCGCCUGAGCUCCCUAUUGAAGACUUGUGCAGUCUGACGUCCCAGUCGCUGUCUGUUUCCCUGACGUCAGUGGUGCCAGAAUCCACAGAAGACAUCCUCCUGAAGGGCUUUACCGCCUUGGGCAUGGAAGAGGAAAAAAUCGAAACGGCCCAGCAGUUCUUCUCAUGGUUUGCCCAGCUACAGACGCAGAUGGAUCAAGACGAGGGCGUUAAGUACAGACAGAUGAGGGAUUACUUGUCCGGAUUUCAGGAGCAGUGCGACGCUAUACUGAACGACGUGAACAGCGCUCUGCAGCAUCUCGAGUCACUGCAGAAACAGUAUCUCUUUGUGUCCACGAAGACGGGAACUCUGCACGAAGCCUGUGAGCAGCUCCUGAAAGAGCAGUCAGAACUCGUUGACUUGGCUGAAAAUAUUCAACAGAAGCUUUCGUAUUUUAACGAACUGGAAAAUAUCAAUACAAAACUGAAUUCCCCUACGUUGUCCGUGAACAGUGAAGGAUUUAUUCCCAUGCUGGCUAAACUAGAUGAUUGUAUCACAUAUAUUUCAUCUCAUCCUAAUUUUAAAGACUAUCCCGCAUAUUUACUAAAGUUUAAACAAUGCCAGUCUAAAGCUGUGCAUCUGAUGAAGACAUACACUGUGAACACACUACAGAACCUCACCAGUCAGUUAAUAAAAAGGGAUCCUUCCUCUGUGCCGAAUUCAGACAAUGCCUUCACGCUCUUUUAUGUAAAAUUCCGAGCCGCCGCUCCCAAAGUCCAAACUCUUAUUGAACAAAUAGAGCAGCGAUCGGAGAAAAUACCAGAAUACCAACAGUUGCUAAGUGAAAUCCAUCAGUGUUACCUUGAUCAAAGGGAACUUCUCCUGGGCCCUAGCAUUGCUAGUACUGUAGCAGAGCUAACCAGCCAGAACAACAGAGAUCAUUGUGCAUUGGUUCGCAGUGGCUGUGCCUUUAUGGUUCAUGUGUGCCAGGAUGAACACCAGCUUUACAAUGAGUUUUUCACAAAACCGACUUCAAAACUGGAUGAACUUUUGGAGAAACUGUGUGUGUCAUUAUAUGAUGUCUUCAGGCCGUUAAUCAUCCAUGUUAUUCACCUAGAGACUCUGUCCGAACUCUGCGGGAUUCUUAAAAACGAGGUUCUCGAGGACCACGUGCGGAACAAUGCUGAGCAACUGGGGGCAUUUGGUGCCGGAGUGAAGCAGAUGUUGGAGGACGUGCAGGAGCGGCUCGUCUAUCGAACACACAUCUAUAUCCAGACGGACAUUUCGGGGUACAAGCCCGCCCCGGGGGACCUGGCCUAUCCCGAUAAGUUGGUCAUGAUGGAGCAAAUUGCCCAGAGUUUAAAAGAUGAACAAAAGAAGGUGUCCUCUGAGGCAUCAUUUUCAGAUGUUCGGCUAGAAGAUUCAGAGUCCAACAACGUAAUUAGAUCUGGCACAGCAGAGCCCCUCACUCCCAGACCACAAAGCACCAUUUCACCGGCUGAUCUCCACGGGAUGUGGUACCCUACUGUCCGAAGGGCUCUCGUCUGCCUCUCCAAACUGUACCGCUGCAUAGAUAGGGCCGUGUUCCAAGGAUUAGCACAGGAAGCUUUGUCGGCCUGCAUCCAGUCCUUACUGGGAGCUGCGGAUUCCAUCGCCAAAAACAAGACGCAGGUCGACGGACAGCUUUUCUUAAUUAAGCACCUCCUGAUUCUUCGAGAACAGAUUGCUCCGUUCCACACAGAAUUCACCAUUAAGGAAAUUUCCCUGGACCUUAAGAAAACUAGAGAUGCGGCAUUUAAAAUCCUGAAUCCUCUGACUGUUCCAAGAUUUUUUAGGCUGAACAGCAACAAUGCCUUGAUAGAGUUCUUAUUGGAGGGUACUCCAGAGAUAAGAGAACAUUAUCUUGACUCCAAAAAAGACGUAGACCGCCACCUGAAAUCGGCCUGUGAGCAGUUUAUUCAGCAGCAGACCAAGCUAUUUAUAGAGCAGCUGGAGGAGUUCAUGACAAAGGUUACGGCACUGAAAACCAUGGCCAACCAAGGAGGCCCCAAGUACAAUCUCUCCCAGCAGCCUUGGGCCCAGCCGGCCAAGAUGAACGACCUAGUGUCGAGUGCUUACAGGAGGAUAAAAACCAAGCUUCCGUUGACGUUACGAAGCAUGGCGUUAUACUUAUCCAACAGAGACACCGAAUUCAUCUUGUUUAAGCCCGUUAGGAACAACAUUCAGCAAGCGUUCCAGAAGCUCCAUGCUCUGUUGAAGGAGGAAUUCAGCAGUGAAGACAUCCAGAUCAUAGCUUGCCCUUCCAUGGAGCAGGUGAACCUGCUGCUGUCAGUGUCCAAAUAACCAAGCCAGGGAGGUGGAGGGAAGCAAAUUUCAGCGGACUGCCAGGCAGAGACUCGCAGCUCAAAGGAAAUAGUGGAGAGGUCUGCUUUAAAAUCCCCCGCGUGGCUCAGCGGCUGUUACCGGGUGACGGUAGUGUAAACGAGCGUUCAGACCAGUUUGCCCUUCCUAGCACACUGAAAAGCCAAAGAUUCAUUCGCCAGGGAGCGUCAAUUACUGCCUCUCAUCAUCUGACUUAAAAUGGCUACAAGAAACGUAAAACUUGAGAUUUAAAUUCUGGUGACUUGCAGCGGGGUGGAUCGCAGAGAAAAGAAGGGCAGUGAAAGCGGGGUUACAAGUGUCAGCGGGGUUGGGGGAGGAACUUUAAAGGGCUGAGGAGAAUAGUUUUCUAUAAUGGUGGUUGCCGUUGCUCCUUUUGGAAUUUCGCACUUCCCUUGAAUACUUUAAUCCCAGAAAUGCUACCCUGUCCCCAUCAGACUUUGGAGUGCGUCCGUUUGAGGUGAAGAUGGGGUGCUUUUCGGAACAGGUUUUACUUUAAUUUUCUUUGAAUUUUAGGGGUGGGGGCGGUUACUUCCUACAUCAACGUUUGAUGUAAAGGAUUUUGAGAGAGCGGGCCUGGAACGAGGCUGGGAUUCCAAAGAAAAACGGCUACUGCCACCUCCGAACAGACCGGCCGCUAAACCUACCUGGGCACAGCGGCCGGGACCGGGGAAGGAAGGGCGCAGGUGAAGCCUGCCCAUUUCUAAAAGAAACACAAAUGGAGGAAUAGAUUAGGCCGAACCCGCGGAUCGGGGCGGCUCGCGGGGGCGACGGGUCAGGCUGCGUGACGGCACUUUGACGUGAGGUGUGUUGAGCGAGGGUGCAGGGAUCCCCCCCACUUGACCCUGCAGGAUGGACGCCACGGGAGAAAUUUGGGCGAGAGGGGUGAAGAUGAUGGCGGUGAACGCAGGGGUGCUAGCACACUAAAACCCACUUCUGUAAAUCAGGGAUCACGAGAGAAACUGGGCCGGUAGAGCAGGGGAGUGAAGACAGCGUGAUCGAGGCCCCAAAAAAAGAUAAAAGCUUUAGGUGAAUGUUCAGCUGCAUGUCUAGCACUGAAGCAAUGAAAAGGUCCGGAACCACCCUCGCAAACCUGCUCAGUAUAGAAUGACUUUUUAGGUCAGCUCUCUGUGUCUCUUCGUGUAGCAAUGUUGUGGCUCUUUGAAGGGUCACCUGUUUUCAGGCGAUUUUUUUCGGUUGGUGGUAGAUUUUUUUUGAAAAGGGACCUCAGCUUUGGAGGCGGUGUCGGGGGUGGCAGGGAAGGAAGGUGAGGAGCGAGGCCUCGUUGCAGCAUUGGAAAAAUCAGCUAAUUAAGAACGUUGCCUGUCUCCUCCCGUCCCUUGUUAGAACAACCGUCAGAGAACGUAGACUGUAAAUGAUCCAAAUCCGUGUAAUAUAUGUAUAUUUGGUCCUAAUUUUAGUCUUUUACAAGAGCAAUGAGGGCAUGAUUAUUGUACAGGGCUCCGACUGAUUUAAUUUGAUGUAUAGAGGAGGGGGCACGCAGAAGGGUAAAGCUAUUUCAUGGCACUCACUUUUGUGUUUGGAGUCAUUUCCUCAAAACUCCAAAACACUGCUCCGUGCUCGUGGAGAAUAGCGAUCGUACCGGUUUCGCUGAAUGAAGAUUUGUUUAAAAAUUGUACAGUUUCAGGUGUUUACUUUUACAAAUAGUGUAUAUAAUUUCAAGAGAUUAAUUUAAGAUGCUUUAUAUUAUCGCGCUAGAAAUUUGCAAUUUUUAAUAAAUGUGGAUUUUUUAAAAAUAAAAAUGUUGCUUCCUA
Messenger RNA from Tachyglossus aculeatus (Australian echidna), 4283 nucleotides. RefSeq names its product component of oligomeric golgi complex 3 (gene COG3). Gene Ontology annotation, biological process: Golgi organization; intra-Golgi vesicle-mediated transport; intracellular protein transport. The coding region runs from base 1 to 2472 and encodes 823 amino acids. NCBI's taxonomy places the organism in Eukaryota, Metazoa, Chordata, Mammalia, Monotremata, Tachyglossidae. Gene Ontology annotation, cellular component: cis-Golgi network; COG complex; membrane. The record is from RefSeq and is a predicted model, not a curated record. The transcript is spliced from 23 exons.